Messenger RNA from Lachancea fermentati, 219 nucleotides. Lineage: Eukaryota; Fungi; Ascomycota; Saccharomycetes; Saccharomycetales; Saccharomycetaceae. The record is from the annotation of a GenBank genome assembly.
AUGGAAAACCCAUAUGAGCAAGUGCACCAGAGCAUCUUAUCCCGUAUCAUCAACAAUGUGGAAAGACUGAAUGAGAGCGUUAGCACGCUGAAUCAAGAGCUACAACACAUCAACGCCCGCAACGUGAACCUCGAAUUGAUGGGCCAGAUGUGUGAGAACUACCACAAGAGUGCGCAGUUCAACAUGAAAACCACCGGUCACCAGAGAGAACCGCUUUAA